Molecule: messenger RNA, 910 nt
Organism: Dendrobium catenatum
Lineage: Eukaryota; Viridiplantae; Streptophyta; Magnoliopsida; Asparagales; Orchidaceae
Exons: 4
Coding region: 53-895 (280 amino acids)
Source: RefSeq, a predicted model, not a curated record
AUUCAAUCCAUCGAUUUGCCUUCAUUAAAAAUCCGGCCUUUGUCGUUUGGCGAUGGCGGAGCUCUCUCUCAUGGCAUCCACCGCUUUCUCCCUAGCUCCUUUCUAUCAGGACCAGAACAGCUGCCGUUCUUCCAAGGAGAUUACAUCCUUACCAGGUUAUGGCAAUAGACGAGAUAUCUUAAAAUCAGCUUCUGUGCUGGUUGGUUCUCCACCUGUUGAAGAGAAAUUGUUUCCCAAGAACAUGUUCCCAACACAUAAACAUCCUCAAAGAUCAAUUCCAAUGGUGGAAAAACCUGUACUUAUAGACAUGCAAGAUGCUCAUCCUGAUUCGGUCCUUAGCUUUGGGAUUGCUGAACAGUGUACUAGACAUGAAAAGAUCCUGAAGUUUCUUUUCAGCGGCACCAGUGAGGAAGACAACAUAGAUACUUCAUUGUUGUCUAAUCUUAUGGGACUCAGAACUGUGGCUAUUGACAAUUAUGAUAUGUUUUCUCUUUAUGGGGUCGGAGCGCACGAUUUAGAUCAUAUUUUGCACUCAGCAAGGCACUUUCACAUUCCAAAACCUCUGCUGGAAUUUAUUUCGGAUAGUUCAAAUGUUACAAAUGUUACCGUACACCCAAACGGUCAUAUGCUGCUCUCAGGUGGCGUGCCUGAGAUCAAGGAUCUACUCUCAGUUGCUGCAGAAUUCAACAUGUUGAAGAGUUUUACAACAAGUAAUAAACAGUCAAUGGUAGUCCCCUACUUUACAAGAUCUCGUGGUGGGCAUGCAAGAACUAGUAUUCAAGAAUCCGUGUCAUCAAAUCAAACGGCUGCUCCUUCAAAAAGGUACGUUUUUGUUGUAAUAUAUACUAGUCGAAAGUCUUCUGAGCUACAGUUUUAUUUCAUGGCACAUAUAUGAUGUUAUUUAUGUAAA